AUGCAGCAUAGGGAGUCGUCAAAGCGACCGAGUCCCUUUGAGGAGGCUGCAGAACAGAAGAGUUACCGCGUGGCGGAUGUGCAGUUAGCACACUGCACGCAACACAACAGUGCCGCCGUGUUGUGCUCCACCGCCGGUAAAAUUGGUCGUAAUGGUCGUUCCGCUGCUGUGGGCGCCACUCUAUUUUGGCUCACCUGUCCAUAUUUAAAUACAAUAGUGGCGAGAUUUGAGCGCCAUGGGGCGGUGAGUCUACUGCAGAAAUUGUUAGAUGAAAACAAGGUUGUGGCCGCUAAGCAUGUUUCCUCACAUACAGACUACGAGAAGCGUGCUCAGGCAUUAUUGAGUGCUGAGCGUUGGGCCUUCUUUGAUUCACAUUUUGUAUCCGCUGGGGAAUCAACACAAGGUCGUAAGUAUGGUAACGCUGCUGUUAGUCAUGCAACCGAUCUCAAAUGUCUUCAUGCUCUCGUUGCACAGUCUUUAUGCGGGGCAAGUAAUAUAAUAGGGGAUGCAAUUAUACAAUAUAUUCUACUACUAUCUGAAAAGGUUAAGACAUUUGAGAAGACAUUACUCACACUAGAUUCUCAAACUAACGAUGAUGAUCAUGAUGGAUCUGAUGUUGCCGACGUUGAUGAUGAUGAUAAUAAGGAUAAGGAUAAGGAUAAUAGUAAUGGGGACGAUAAUAAAAAAAUAAAUAAUAGUGUGGCCUUGAUGAACGCAAAGAAAUCGUUAGAUAAUGUUAAUGCCUUAGUUUCCUUUGUAGAGAAUUCCGCAGUUGCAAACGAGGCGACAGAUGAAACAUCAUCACCCGUCUUGAAUGCUGAUGCUCUUUGCAUUGCAGCGUGUAAUGUGCUUACCUUCCUUGAAGGGCGACCCCCAAGACUACGUAAAAAGCACCGUCUUAAUUGA
Molecule: messenger RNA, 906 nt
Organism: Trypanosoma theileri
Lineage: Eukaryota; Euglenozoa; Kinetoplastea; Trypanosomatida; Trypanosomatidae
Exons: 1
Coding region: 1-906 (301 amino acids)
Source: RefSeq, a predicted model, not a curated record